CGUUAGUUUAUGAGCUUGAGACAGGACCAAUUGGUUGUUGGAAGUGAGUGAUGAUGGAAGGAAAGGAUUAUAAUAACAAUUUCAAAACUAAAGGCAAAGGCAAAAGUGUAUGUGUUACGGGAGCUGCUGGUUAUCUGGCUUCUUGGCUUGUAAACAGACUUCUCCUGUCUGGCUAUCGUGUAAUUGGGACUGUCAGAGACCCUGGAGAGGAGAAGAAAGUAGGACACCUAUGGAAACUUGAAGGAGCAAAAGAAAGGCUUAAACUGGUGAAGGCUGAUCUGAGUGAAGAAGGUAGCUUCGAUGAUGCUAUCAAUGGAUGUGAGGGUGUCUUUCACACUGCUUCGCCCGUUCUUGCAACACCCAAUGAAGAAAUGGUAAAAGCGGCGGUUGAGGGGACGUUGAAUGUGCUGAGGUCGUGUAAGAAGAAUGCAUGGUUGAGGCGUGUGGUUGUGACCUCAUCUUCUUCAGCAGUUAGGGUCAGAGAUGAUUUCGACCCUAAAGUGCCCUUGGACGAAUCAUCUUGGUCAUCUCUCCACCUUUGCCGCACACUUCAGCUUUGGUAUCCUCUGUCUAAAACUAUGGCGGAAAGAGCUGCAUGGGAAUUCUGCAAAGAAAACAAUAUCCAUCUAGUGACUGUGUUGCCAACCUUCAUCAUUGGCCCAAGCCUGCCUCCUCAGUUAUGCUCAACGGCAACAGAUUUUCUUGGCUUGCUCAAGGGGGAGACUGAGAAGUUUCAACUGCAUGGAAGGAUGGGGUAUGUGUACAUAGACGAUGUUGCUGCCUCUCACAUUCUUGUUUAUGAGCAUGAGAGUGCUCAAGGGAGGUACCUCUGCAACUCUAAUGUCAUCGAACUCCCCGAGCUUGCUUCGAUUCUAUCAACGCUUUACCCGACUCUCCCCAUUUCUAAGAGGUUUGUGAAGCAUAACGAUAGGCCAUACUAUGAAUUUGACACCUCAAAGUUGAAGAGUUUGGGGAUGAAGUUCAAGUCAGUUGAGAAGAUGUUUGAUGAGACUGUCAAGUCCUUGAUAGAGCAAGGCCAUCUUUCAACAUAGCAGCUCCCUAGCUAUACAUGAACCGUGAUCAUGCACUUCCAUUUCAUUCUUCUAAUAAUGGCAAUUCAAGUUAUACUACUUAUAGAGAGAACACCAUUCUAUGACUUCUUUUGAGGUUGCAAAUAUUCUGUAUUGAGCAAUAAGUGUAGAAGCUCCUUUAAUAGCUAUGUUUACAUAAAAUUCUCAAAGGCUAUUGUAAUAGAAUGACUUCGGGGAACUAUUAAUUUAAAAAUAAAUAAAUCCAUAAUACAAUGGGGUUUCAAUGUUCACAAUGAGCACAAGAGAAAUGGUUAUGAACACGCUUCA
Cuscuta europaea is the source of this 1358-nucleotide messenger RNA. Lineage: Eukaryota; Viridiplantae; Streptophyta; Magnoliopsida; Solanales; Convolvulaceae. The record is from the annotation of a GenBank genome assembly.